This is a messenger RNA of Coregonus sp. 'balchen', 15183 nucleotides long. Lineage: Eukaryota; Metazoa; Chordata; Actinopteri; Salmoniformes; Salmonidae. The record is from the annotation of a GenBank genome assembly.
AUGAAUCGCCCCUUUAUCAACGUCUUGACUGCUUUAUUUGCAUGUUUAAUGGAGACCAACAACAGCAGGUAGGUGAAUGCUUAGGCUACUUUAUUGGCCAUUUAACAUAAAACAUUUUUUAAAAAUAGAAUGAGAUACUUUCUUCUUUAUUUGUAUGUAGCCUAUUCAACUGUAAUGUUCAUUGAUGAAAAGGCAAAGUGCGUUACCAUUAAAACAAAGUUUAGGAUAUUGAGUUUCAACCUACCUCGAAUGACCCAUUAUUUCUUCGUGGACCCCAAAGUUCCAUUGUUAUUAAUGGAAUGUAGAAAUGAUUCAACUUCAAUAUUCAAUACAGUUGCUUUUCCAUCAGCAUGUAGCCUAGUCAGAGUAGGCUAUAUGGAGCCGUCAAUAUCGCAUGGUAAUUUCUGGUAUUUUGCCAAGUUAAUCAUUGCCUCUAACUCAGUCUGUGGGCGUUGUCAAAACGUUCAGUGGCAUGUCCAGAACAUUUUGAAUGGGGUGGCCAAGGUGGGGCACAGACCCAGUUUAGGGGGGCCAUAACAUUUAGAACCUUAAUUGAUGCAAGGUGGAUUUUUUCAAUAUAAUUAUGAUGGUUCAAUGCAUUGAAUGCUUUAGCUUAGGUUUGGUACAUUUCCCUGUUCAAAUCAUAAAUCAAUUCCAAAAGUAUUGUUACAGUGUUUGCAUUCAAGGUCAGGAUUUUAUAUAAGGGUAUUAGCAUACAGCAGUAAAUUCACUUGAAAGUGCCAUCCAGAGUGUGAAUUAUACUGUGACAUUCGGGACCUGGUAUGUACACAUGCACAUGCCAUACACAAACCUUUUUGGGGUUCUGUAUAGUAAGCAUGUAAUUUAACUGUAAAAAUGUCUUACCUUUUAAUGUGUCAUGAACACAACCAGUCAUGAUAUUCUCAUCUGAUUGUCAAACAAAUCAUUUAAAAAGUAGGUUAAGUAGGUUACCUGUACAUGUUCAUCUACUCCAAAAUAAGUCCAGCAUCCAAACAGUGCACUGUGCACCUGCCAUUUGAAUGGAAAGUUACAUCUAUUACAAACACCAUGUGUAAUGACAUGCAGCCUGCAAAGUGGUGUGUAUUCAUGGAUGCCAAGGGAAGCCAGGCUUCCCCAAAAAUGUAAACAAUACAAAAAUAAAUGAUUUCUCAUUGGUGUCUAUCUGUGUUUCAUAAUUUUCCUUGAAUUCGCAAGAGGCCGAAUCCAUUUCACCAGAGAAAGCAUCUGAGCAAGGCAAACAGCGUCCCUCUGUCUUAGUAUCAGUAGUCCACCCUGGGCCACCACCUGGACACACCACUGAAAACGUUGUCAAAUUCCGUAGUAGCCUAUGUGUCAGAGGGAUUUUAUUUCAAAGUGUGUAUAGCCUAUAUGCAUACAAUGAGGACAGUCACAAUGCCAACUCUCCAAUACAGUGGUAAUAAGCUUAAAGCACACCGCGUCUGCCAAGGUGUUCCUUCACUAUUGUAAUCCUUCCUAAUCAUAUCAUUUGAAUCUCAUUUGUGUUUCUCUGCUUGCCUAUACACCAGUAUGCAGAUGAGCUUCCUAUUUGGUUGAGAUUAAGUAGAAAUGGUUUCAAUACACCUUGACUUCUGACUGAGCAAGUAAGUGUUUUUUUUUCUUUGUUUGUUUCUCACAGGGUGGUGGAUGCCAAGGAGCAUGAGUCCAGAUCAGGCUCUACUACUAACUUGUCUCCCUCAGACUUUCUGGACUCAUUAAUGGGUAGAACAUCUGGUUAUGAUGCGCGAAUACGACCAAACUUCAAAGGUUGGUUUUUAUUUGACUUUUUAAUACUUCUUAAGAAUUUGAGUGUGGAUUGGAAAACCUUCACCUAAAAUGCAUCUGGGAUAUCAGUGUAUCCACCCAUAUGUACACUGAGUAUACAAAACAUUAAGAACACCUGCUCUUUCCAUGACAUAGACUGAACAAGUGAAUCCAGGUGAAUGCUAUGAUCCCUUAUUGAUGUCACUUGUUAAAUCCACUUCAAUCAGUGUAGAUGAAGGGGAGGGGACAGGUUAAAGAAGGAUUUUUUAAAAACUUGAGACAAUUGAGACAUGGAUUGUGUAUGUGUGCCAUUCAGAGGGUGAAUGGGCAACACAAAAUAUUGAAGUGCCUUUGAGCGGGGUAUGGUAGUAGGUGCCAGGCGCAUCGGUUUGCUGCUGGGUAUUUCAUGCAGUUUCCCGUGUGCAUCAAGAAUGGUCCACCACCCAAAGGACAUCCAGUCAACUUGAAACAACUGUGGGAAGCAUUGGAGUCAACAUGGGCCAGCAUCCCUGUGGAAUGCUUUCGACAUCAUGUAGAGUCCAUGCCCCGACGAAUUGAGGCUGUUCUGAGGGCAAAAUGGGGGGCAACUCAAUAUUAGGAAGGUGUUCCUAAUGUUUGGGAUACUCAGUGUAUAGUACUGACAUCCCACACAUAAUGAUGUAUACAUUCUCAACUGAACACCCCCUCAACAGUCAAUAAGGCACAUUAUGAACAAUACAUUUUGUGCUUGUCUAUUGAUAAAACCCACCCCUUAAUGAGUUAAAGAAGAAUGGCUAUCAAUCACGCCUGUAGACAGUGACAUCAUCCUCCAUGUAGGAUUUAUGGGAUUGCGAUAUGGAACAUGAAAGGAUCAGAGCAGAACCGACUCACUUGACUCACACUGGUCUGAUUGGUUCUCUCAAAUGUUUCUUUCUUCCCUGGGGGGGUUGAGAUCUCACAAUGUUUUUGAUUAAAAAAUCCAACAAUUGUAUUGGGGGCUGUGUGUGGUUGUCCAUGUGAGUGUUUUAGUGAGAAAGACACAGAGGAGAACCAAUCAGUAAAAAAGCACAUCCCCUUCAUUAUAAACGCAUCGUGCCCACAACAUGAAAAUAGCCUUUCUAGACUCUGAAGUCAGGAGGAGUUAGCCAUACUACCAUCACCCAUUAUAACACCCAAUAUAGCGAUUUCUUCAAUUGUCAUUUAUAUUGUCCAACAGCUAUAUUAAACAUAAGCAUUCAAAACAAAAACAACAACAACAACAACAAUAAUGAGGUAUAGAUGUGGGCCCAAAACAACAGUGGUGCCACAGUGACAACCUCAUAUGAGGGAUGGGGUCCCUCUGGCCAGACUGCUGAGUUCCUCUAUUGUUGUGUUGUGGUGCGGGGGAGAGACAGCAUCUGUCACUGUGAUGGAGAUGAGUAAGGAGAGGGAAGGGAACUCGUUGGUGGGGCUCAGGGUGGCAGGUGGGUAUGGAGACAGGCAGGGCGGGGGGGUAGGAAGGGGCACACCCCAGACAGGGAGGCAGGCAUGCAGGCAGACCCCAGGCUGGGACACUAGUGGUGGAACCAUGCUGGAGGGAAGGCCACUGAGAGGAGAGUAGUACAGGAAACACAGUCUGAGAUUGGUCAGCAAGACUCAGCCUUCACCCAGAAACACUGGCCCAGAUCUAUCCACUCCAUCUGGGAGAAUUGGAAACACGUGUACACAAGAUCUCAGAAAUGGACUCAAGAUCAGGGGAAGACUUGUCUGUUUUUUUUUUUUUUUUGGAAAGCCAGAAACUAUUUUUAUCUGUAUAUGGGAUAAUGCUGGAGUUGUGAGGAGUAGAGGAAAUUAAAAUUACUGGAAUGAAGAACAUGAUCUUACCUUGUCUGAUAAAUUGGUGAGUUCAAGUCUCUGGUGGACAGAGUAUUCCAGUCUAAUUAGGUUUAAUACCACACACACACACACAAACAAAGUUUAAUUAGAAGGUUGAUUAGAGCAGUUUUAUACAAUUGUACUGCAGUUCCUCACUGUUUCUACAAGCAGCAAUUCUUCCAUUUAUUAGGCAUCGAGCACAAUACACACACACACACACACACACACAAACACACACACACACACACACACACACACACACACAAACACACACACACACACACACACACACACACACACACACACACACACACACACACACACACACACACACACACACACACACACGUAAAGUGAACAGGGAUACACAUAGAUUAUGUUUGUUUAUCACCUACAAACCAUACUGUGUCACAACUAUACCCCACAGUGCUGCUGGAGCUUGACCUACAUUUGCCUGCCAAGGUUGUUGUGUGGAGUUAUUCCAUUACAUUUCUCUGUUACUGAUAUUAAAUGCAGUUGCCCGACUACAAACUGAGGCGAAUAUUAAUACCACCACGUCACAUGCAAUAUUGAUGAGGAAUACACAGGGGAAGGGCAAUGUGCUCACAACUUCACUUAUCAACACAGAGACCUCUCUCUCCCUGGCUGACAUUAUUGUUUUUAUUCAAGACAGUGUUACUGUGUUGGAUAGAAAGUGUCAAAUCCUGAUUUUGCUUUUCCACUGCUUUUCAGUCAUUCUGUGACCUCAUAGAUAACGGUAGAAUGCCUGUGACACUAAGUUGACUUUUCUGCUCAUGAUUGUUUCAUAAGAAACACGUGCCACUGUUUGUAAUGCCAUUGUGUGUGUGUGUGUGUGUGUGUGUGUGUGUGUGUGUGUGUGUGUGUGUGUGUGUGUGUGUGUGUGUGUGUGUGUGUGUGUGUGUGUGUGUGUGUGUGUGUGUGUGUGUGUGUCAGCGUGUGUCUCUCAGCAUGUGUUUUUGUUUAUCUGUUUCUUAACCCUAUCAAUGAAAACAUUCCUUGUCAUCCUUAUUGAGUUAGUCAAUGACUUGUCCUAGUUAGCAUUAGCAGGCAACAUACUUUUGAUUGAAGUAAGUAACCAUUUCUGAACGAUACCACUGUUUGUUGAAUAUUGGAGUUGAUCCUGCCAUUUUUAACUAUUACUGUACCAGGCCUGCUGUUGAAGACAAACGCCUGGGGAUGAGAUUAGUCAAUGACUAGUGUAGCUGUUAUGACUUGCAUGGGGUGCUUAGGAGAACAACAGGCCUUGUUUAUGUUGACAGAAAAACAUACUAGGAGAACAACAGGCCUUGUUUAUGUUGACAGAAAAACAUACUAGGAGAACAACAUGCCUUGUUUAUGUUGACAGAAAAACAUACUAGGAGAACAACAUGCCUUGUUUAUGUUGACAGAAAAUCAUACUAGGAGAACAACAUGCCUUGUUUAUGUUGACGGAAAAACAUACUAGGAGAACAACAGGCCUUGUUUAUGUUGACAGAAAAACAUACUAGGAUAACAACAUGCCUUGUUUAUGUUGACAGAAAAACAUACUAGGAGAACAACAUGCUUUGUUUAUGUUGCCGUAAAAACAUACUAGGAGAACAACAGGCCUUGUUUAUGUUGACAGAAAAACAUACUAGGAGAACAACAGGCCUUGUUUAUGUUGACAGAUAUACAGUACACACUAGGAGAACAACAGGCCUUGUUUAUGUUGACAGAAAAACAUACUAGGAGAACAACAGGCCUUGUUUAUGUUGACAGAAAAACAUACUAGGAGAACAACAGGCCUUGUUUAUGUUGACAUAAAAACAUACUAGGAGAACAACAGGCCUUGUUUAUGUUGACAGAUAAUCAUACUAGGAGAACAACAGGCCUUGUUUAUGUUGACAGAAAAACAAACUAGGAGAACAACAUACAUUGUUUAUGUUGACAGAUAUACAGUACACACUAGGAGAACAACAGGCCUUGUUUAUGUUGACAGAAAAACAUACUAGGAGAACAACAGGCCUUGUUUAUGUUGACAGAAAAACAUACUAGGAGAACAACAUGCCUUGUUUAUGUUGACAGAAAAUCAUACUAGGAGAACAACAUGCCUUGUUUAUGUUGACGGAAAAACAUACUAGGAGAACAACAGGCCUUGUUUAUGUUGACAGAAAAACAUACUAGGAGAACAACAUGCCUUGUUUAUGUUGACGGAAAAACAUACUAGGAGAACAACAGUCCUUGUUUAUGUUGACAGAAAAACAUACUAGGAGAACAACAGGCCUUGUUUAUGUUGACAGAUAUACAGUACACACACUAGGAGAACAACAGGCCUUGUUUAUGUUGACAGAAAAACAUACUAGGAGAACAACAUGCCUUGUUUAUGUUGACAGAAAAACAUACUAGGAGAACAACAUGCCUUGUUUAUGUUGACGGAAAAACAUACUAGGAGAACAACAGGCCUUGUUUAUGUUGACAGAAAAACAUACUAGGAGAACAACAGGCCUUGUUUAUGUUGACAGAUAUACAGUACACACUAGGAGAACAACAGGCCUUGUUUAUGUUGACAGAAAAACAUACUAGGAGAACAACAGGCCUUGUUUAUGUUGACAGAAAAACAUACUAGGAGAACAACAGGCCUUGUUUAUGUUGACAUAAAAACAUACUAGGAGAACAACAGGCCUUGUUUAUGUUGACAGAUAAUCAUACUAGGAGAACAACAGGCCUUGUUUAUGUUGACAGAAAAACAAACUAGGAGAACAACAUACAUUGUUUAUGUUGACAGAUAUACAGUACACACUAGGAGAACAACAGGCCUUGUUUAUGUUGACAGAAAAACAUACUAGGAGAACAACAGGCCUUGUUUAUGUUGACAGAAAAACAUACUAGGAGAACAACAGGCCUUGUUUAUGUUGACAUAAAAACAUACUAGGAGAACAACAGGCCUUGUUUAUGUUGACAGAUAAUCAUACUAGGAGAACAACAGGCCUUGUUUAUGUUGACAGAAAAACAAACUAGGAGAACAACAUACAUUGUUUAUGUUGACAGAUAUACAGUACACACUAGGAGAACAACAGGCCUUGUUUAUGUUGACAGAAAAACAUACUAGGAGAACAACAGGCCUUGUUUAUGUUGACAGAAAAACAUACUAGGAGAACAACAUGCCUUGUUUAUGUUGACAGAAAAUCAUACUAGGAGAACAACAUGCCUUGUUUAUGUUGACGGAAAAACAUACUAGGAGAACAACAGGCCUUGUUUAUGUUGACAGAAAAACAUACUAGGAGAACAACAUGCCUUGUUUAUGUUGACGGAAAAACAUACUAGGAGAACAACAGUCCUUGUUUAUGUUGACAGAAAAACAUACUAGGAGAACAACAGGCCUUGUUUAUGUUGACAGAUAUACAGUACACACACUAGGAGAACAACAGGCCUUGUUUAUGUUGACAGAAAAACAUACUAGGAGAACAACAUGCCUUGUUUAUGUUGACAGAAAAACAUACUAGGAGAACAACAUGCCUUGUUUAUGUUGACGGAAAAACAUACUAGGAGAACAACAGGCCUUGUUUAUGUUGACAGAAAAACAUACUAGGAGAACAACAGGCCUUGUUUAUGUUGACAGAUAUACAGUACACACUAGGAGAACAACAGGCCUUGUUUAUGUUGACAGAAAAACAUACUAGGAGAACAACAGGCCUUGUUUAUGUUGACAGAAAAACAUACUAGGAGAACAACAGGCCUUGUUUAUGUUGACAUAAAAACAUACUAGGAGAACAACAGGCCUUGUUUAUGUUGACAGAUAAUCAUACUAGGAGAACAACAGGCCUUGUUUAUGUUGACAGAAAAACAAACUAGGAGAACAACAUACAUUGUUUAUGUUGACAGAUAUACAGUACACACUAGGAGAACAACAGGCCUUGUUUAUGUUGACAGAAAAACAUACUAGGAGAACAACAGGCCUUGUUUAUGUUGACAGAAAAACAUACUAGGAGAACAACAUGCCUUGUUUAUGUUGACAGAAAAUCAUACUAGGAGAACAACAUGCCUUGUUUAUGUUGACGGAAAAACAUACUAGGAGAACAACAGGCCUUGUUUAUGUUGACAGAAAAACAUACUAGGAGAACAACAUGCCUUGUUUAUGUUGACGGAAAAACAUACUAGGAGAACAACAGUCCUUGUUUAUGUUGACAGAAAAACAUACUAGGAGAACAACAGGCCUUGUUUAUGUUGACAGAUAUACAGUACACACACUAGGAGAACAACAGGCCUUGUUUAUGUUGACAGAAAAACAUACUAGGAGAACAACAUGCCUUGUUUAUGUUGACAGAAAAACAUACUAGGAGAACAACAUGCCUUGUUUAUGUUGACGGAAAAACAUACUAGGAGAACAACAGGCCUUGUUUAUGUUGACAGAAAAACAUACUAGGAGAACAACAGGCCUUGUUUAUGUUGACAGAUAUACAGUACACACUAGGAGAACAACAGGCCUUGUUUAUGUUGACAGAAAAACAUACUAGGAGAACAACAGGCCUUGUUUAUGUUGACAGAAAAACAUACUAGGAGAACAACAGGCCUUGUUUAUGUUGACAGAAAAACAUACUAGGAGAACAACAUACAUUGUUUAUGUUGAUAGAAAAACAUACUAGGAGAACAACAGGCCUUGUUUAUGUUGACAAAUAUACAUACAGCCCAUAAUGUGGUGUUAGAUAGGUAAUAAAGCACAUGCUCGCUUUCACAACUAAUUACACUCAGCUUACUGUACAUCCAACAGAUAUUGCACUGCUAUCUUUCUCAAACUCCCUCAUCUCUAUUUGCUAAAGCACUCCGUGGAGAUGGCACAUGAUGAUUAAGGGCAAAAAAACAUCUUGACUUUUUCUUGUCACCUCAUUCUCAUUCCAUUUCACAGGUCCCCCUGUAAACGUUACAUGCAAUAUUUUUAUCAACAGUUUCGGCUCGGUCACAGAGACCUCCAUGGUAAGUGUUCUUGCUUUAUCUCUUCCCUGUCAAACAUGUCAAUGUGUUAUCUAUCCUCCAACCUGCAGGUCCCCCAGUUAAUGUUACCUGCAACAUAUUUAUCAACAGCUUUGGUUCUAUAGCAGAAACUACAAUGGUGAGUUGGAGUGUUGUGCUUGGCCAUGUUAACUACAUUUACAUUUGACAUUUUAGCAGAUGCUCUUAUCCAAAGCGACUUACAGGAGCAAUUAUGGUUAAGUGCCUUGCUCAAGGGCACAUCAACAGAUUUUUCACCUAGCCGGCUCAGGGAUUCGAACCAGCGACCUUUCGGUUACUGGCCCAAUGCUCUUAAUCAACAGCAUGGCUCAUUUGCUCCUCAGGAGUUUAAGAUUGAAAUCAUCCAAUUUCUUUUAGUUUAUGGAUGUUUUGAACUUUUGCUUCUUCAUAUGAGAUGAUUCACUUUGUCCCAUUCCCAUAGUCUAUUGGCGGCUCCAGGGGGCAAGUAUAGCUAACAGACACUGAGCACCACAAUUGAAUCAGAUAUCUUUCCCAUUAUACUCAAGACAAUAUUGUAUUGCUAUUCCCAUGACACUCCCUUGUGCAUGUGUUGGAUUAGUUCUGUUUUAAUAAUUCACACAGUGAAUGCCAGCACAUAAUUUACUUUAAUUGCAGCCAAUAGCUGUAGGUUUGAUAUCUUAUGGCCUGAGAUUUAAGCAUGUUGAUUGGUUGUAAUGUCCCACAGACAUCCAACUGCCCAAGGGGUAAACAAUAUCAAACGUGGAAUCCACAUUGAGAUCCUAUCCAAUAACUACUAUCGCAAUGCAUUAAUAAUUAGUUAGAAUUUUGUCCAUUGAAUACUUGCAUUUUUGGUAGACAGUCUUUGCCUGAGUUAAUCAACAGCCGAGCCGGGUUUAUAACACUUGCCCACAGUUGUUCAAUAACUUUUCACACAUAGACAUACACAUCUGGGACCACCAAUACACUGCUGCCUACCGAAUAGGUCUGUUCUGAGAGGGAGAGAGAAGGUAUCUAAUCCGAUGCGAUCUGUUCAUCUGCAAUCAAUUAAGCCUCUUGAAACCUGCACAAUUCAAUAUUAACUGCAUCUUCAAACUUCAAUGGACUUUCUUGGUCUACUAUUCACACAAACAUCAUCUAUCUCCUAUUACGACCAUUUAGCAAUAACAAUUAAUGAGGAAACUGAUCAUAUGGAUCAAGUAACUAAAUUAGAUUUAUGACUUCAAUUUGAUUAGAUUGCUUCUUUUAAUAAAUGUGUAUAUAUUGUCCCAUUUACUCCUAAAUUGUGUAAUUUGGAUUUUAGAUGAUGGUAUUGUGUGGUGAUUUACAAACAUACAAAUAUGCAUUGAAAUCCAUGCAUUGCAUCCAUUCAUUCAUGCUAUUGUUUAUCAUAUUACAAUUCUGUGUAAAAAUGAGGAGCAAUUUCUCUAGUUAAAGUUUUGUGGCACCACUUCAAUUUGUGGUAGUGUCACAGUCAAAGUGUCAGAAUUGUAUUUUACUAUUAAUAUUAUUUAUAGUAUCAUUGGUGCUUUAUUAGUGCCUUAGUGCCAAAUGUCUUGGGGUGAUACUGCAUGUCACUACGAUGGAACCAAAAACCUGAGGCAGGCACUUGGCCUACAUAUUGACAAGACAAUGUUGUUUUGUAUUAGUGGCUCUACCAUUCUAAGUAUGUAAAAGUCUAUAGCAAAAUUAUUUUCGUAUUCACUGACUGUGUGACACAAUAUAUUCUGGUCACCAAAAGUAUAGUACUGUAUAUUUAAUGGAGAUAGACAAAGUAGUCCAUAUGUCAAAGUAAAGCAGUUGUAAAGCUGAUUUCACUAUUUCCCCAAGGAUUACAGAGUGAACAUCUUCCUGCGACAGAAGUGGAGAGACCCUCGGCUGGCGUACAGCAAAUACCCAGACUCCUCUCUUGACCUGGACCCGUCCAUGUUGGAUUCUAUUUGGAAACCUGACCUGUUCUUCGCCAACGAGAAAGGCGCCAACUUCCAUGAUGUCACCACAGACAACAAGCUCCUGAGGGUCUUCAAAGAUGGGACCGUCUUGUACAGUAUCAGGUUAGAUGUGGGGCGUGCAUUGAAUGGUGGGCUCAACUCUAUUGCUUGGGGAAGUUAGUGCAAUAGGCUUAACAUUUCCUGUUGGAAACAUCCAAACAAAGAAAAUAUUCAAAUCCAGUGAGAUUUCAGCAGACAAUCAGAGAUUCCCUUCAACUUUAGUCUACCUCCAGGCCCUUCACGUACAUGUAAUUACUUUUGUAAGAAACAAGAUUCUACAUCAAAGACUACCUCUCAGGUUUAAUGGGAUUCAUCUCAAUAAAGUAUUCCUUCAGCUGGAGGAAUUGGAUGCAAUAUGGUUUCACUAAGACUACAUAGCAACGCAAACUACUAGAGUAUCCAAAGGCUGCACGGAACUUUUCUCCAAAGAUGUUUAGAAUACGUUCAGGAUAGGCGUAUAGAAAUAACCCACUCAUGUAGGCUAUUCAUUUCCCUGGGCAUUUGCUACAAGUCAAUAUGUUUCAUCCCUAGCGUUGCACGGGAUCAGUAAAAUGGAAUCACUUCAAAGUAGAUGCAGCCCACUCGUAGUAGAUGAGACGGGUUACAUUUUAGUAAUUUAGCCAACGCUCUUAUCCAGAGUGACUUACAGGAUCAAUUAGGGUCAAUUGCCUUGCUCAAGGACACAUCAACACAUUGUUCACCUAGUUGGCUCGGGAUUCUAACCAGCAAUCUUUCAGUUACUGGCCCAACGCUCUUAACAGUUAGGCUACCUGCCAAUAGCCUCCUCUUACAAAAACCACCACUACACUUGAGUACAAACCUGUGAUACAAGAUAUGAAAAUACAUGAGAUUUUAUUUAAUUUCAAUAUCACUUCAGUCACACCACUCCGCCUUAGAUUUACACCUCGAGGCAGCGGAAUAAUGCAGCUCAAUCUGGUGUCCAUUUGGAGAGCUGAUUCAGGUGGUGGAGCCCAGAUGUGGAGGGAGGCAAGGGGAUUCUGAGAGAACAGAUGAAAGAAAGGUGGUUAGUCGCUCUCUCCAUUCAUGAGAGAAGAGAUGAGAAAGGGAGCAGACUGCUGAUGAAAAUACAUCUCAGAGAGGGUCCAGUAAUAAAAGUGUGAUAAGAACCUGCUGAAGGGAAUCCCACAUGCUGUGUGGGAGGAGGAGGCUCUCUCAGAGGAGGAGGAGGGAAGGAGAAAGAGCAUUCACUGCAAAUGAGGAGCAUAUGUUUAGCACAUACUUUACACAGUCACAAAGUAGGCAUACAUUGUAGGGAGCUUGUAUUUAAUUCUCACUUGAAACAGUAAACAACAACUAAGAUCGUAAAAUUGAGAAAAAAUGUGAGUUCCGUGUAAGAUUUUUUAUUUAACAAUACAUGUAUCUGUUGAGUGAGGUAUAGAACAUGCUAAUCUAAUAACUACACUGAAAAAAAUCCUGUUGUUUUUACAGUAACUUAGUUACCUGUAAGUUACUGUAAAAAAAGGUACAGUUUGUUACCGUACAUUCCUAUGAUACUUUGGUUUAACAGUACAUUACUGUAACGUUUUCAUAUGCUUUAUUUGUACAUUCACAAAUAAUGCUUGCACAGUUGUUUCAUUACUUUUACACGCCUCUUCCUCAAAGGUUGACCCUCAUUCUAUCUUGUCCGAUGGAUCUGAAGAACUUUCCCAUGGACAUGCAGAUCUGUACCAUGCAACUGGAGAGCUGUAAGUGUCUGCUCCUUACAACUCACAUGGUAAAGCACAUGCAAUAUGGUUUGUGAAAAUGCAAUAACAUAACAAACAUAUUUGCUGUGUUCAUUCAUUCCUCAGUUGGCUACACCAUGAAUGAUUUGAUCUUCGAGUGGGAGAGCAAGGACAAAAAUCCUGUGCAGGUGGCUGCAGGGCUGACCCUCCCCCAGUUCAUCAUGAGAGAUGAGAAGGAGCUGGGAUACUGUACCAAAAGCUACAACACCGGUCAGAGAGCCACACACACACACACUUACACACCACACCUCUCACCACACCGUCCCUGAUCUGAGGUGUCAGUGUGUUUUGUUCUACAGGUAAAUUCACCUGCAUUGAGGUGAAGUUCCACCUGGAGAGACAGAUGGGUUACUACCUGAUCCAGAUGUACAUCCCCAGCCUCCUCAUCGUCAUCCUGUCCUGGGUCUCCUUCUGGAUCAACAUGGAUGCCGCGCCCGCCAGGGUGGCACUGGGUAUUACCACCGUGCUCACCAUGACAACCCAGAGCUCCGGCUCCCGAGCCUCCCUUCCCAAGGUAAGCCUGUUAAUCCAAGCAGUGACAGGAUGAGUGGACAAUAUGAUGGAGGAGGGAGGGUCAAUGGGCCUUGUUCAGAUCAAUCAACCUUCCAUUUUCCACUCAUGUCAGAAGUCAUACAUAAUCAGAUACUGUUCAUGAAAUGUAAAUAUGCCUAUGAUUGAAGUCUCCGUGCUUCACUGAAUUCUGACUCAGAUUUAAGUGUUCUAUGGAUAAAUUAGCAAUCAAUGGAUUUACAGUAUAUCAAGAGACUAUCAAUGUGAAGUCUUUCAUUUUUAAUCAAUAAGUUGUAAAAACAGAGAAUACUAUUAAACUUAACAUUAUCACAAUUUAUGUUAGAAAUGACAAUUACAACAGUGAUUUAGGAAGUAAUAUAAUAUUACUAAAUUAAACAGUAGUGGAUACACUGCGACUGUACACGGUCAAACAUACUAAAUUGGAAUUCACAAUUACGUUAGCAAGAGCACUUCAGCGUGAGUCAUCUCUUGAAGAUCAGUCAUUCUCUCACACAUUGGAUCGUCCGCACAUGACCACGUCAGAGGCCCGCAUGAAAGAGACACACUCUAAUAAAUAUUUAGAGAGAGGUCUUUGAGAGGCCCAACUCAGAACAACAAGAGCUCAAUACACCUUAAGAGCACUCGACAACGUCAAGUUGUUUUCGCUCCAUGAAAAUGACCUGUCAUUUUGAGAGACAGAGACAGGUUAUUGUAUGAUGAAUAAGAGGGCAUCCUUUAGUGUCUAGCCUCCAUCUCAUCUCCGGCAUGGAGAUGGAUGAAAUAGACUGAUAAAGGCUCCAGUCGAGCUGCUACUGUUUCCUUUGUGUUACCUUGGUAAUUAAAGCAGCAAUUAUUUCCUUCCAGCGCAAUCGCUGAAAAUCGCUGAUAUCAACAUGAGCUUUGAGAGUUUAAAGCACUCGUUAGCAAAUACCACCCCCCUAAUUAUGGUGAUUUAGAAUUUACAGCAACUGACUAACAUAAAAAAGCACGUCAUUGAGGGAAAAUAAUAUUCCCAUUGAAAUGUUAAUUGUGAAGGCAGCACAUAAAAGGAUUAUUCAGUCCCAGUAAAUGACUGUUUAUUUGGUUCUUGUCACAGGUCUCCUAUGUGAAGGCCAUUGAUAUCUGGAUGGCCGUGUGUCUCCUGUUUGUAUUUGCUGCCCUACUGGAAUACGCUGGAGUUAACUUUGUCUCCAGGCAACAGAAGGAGUUCCUUCGCUUGAGGCGAAGACAGAGGCGGACACACAGGGUAAAUAAACACUCUAGGCUUGAGGAUCAUUCCCUUUAGAACAGUCACUGCAAAGCCCAGACUCAUAACCACAGGAGUUUGGUGGCACCUUAAUUCGGGAGGACGGGCUCGUGGUAAUGGCUGGAACGGAAUUGGUGGAAUGGUAUCAAAUACAUCAAACACAUGGUUUCCAUGUGUUUGAUGCCAUUCCAUUUGCUCCGUUCCGGUCAUUAUUAUGAGCCGUCGUCCCCUCAGCAGCCUCCUGUGCUCAUGACUGAACCAUUUUUAAAGAGUUGGAGUUCCACUCUAGUAAUUGUUCAUUGCUAUUCAAGAGAUAGUCGAGAAACAGGAAAGAUGGAGAAAAUGUGUGUUGAAAAUGCGAUAUGGGACCGGGAUUCGAACGAUCCCACACUCACACAGACUUCCAUGCACCAGAGGUGGUGCCAGAAACCGCUAGACCAAAUCCCAGGGCCUCAUGACUGAACAUAUGAACAGUGUCUUUUAAAAAGGAGUGUGACAUGAAGAAACUGCGUUGAAUGAACACUUAGGGCAGUCAGAGACUGAUGUUAAGUAGGCCAUUUUUAAGGAAAUGUGUGUAAGGUUAUCUGUGGUUAUAAGUGUGUCAGCUUGUUGUUGCUGCAGCAGAGGAAGGGAGGGUGUAAUAUCUGGGAGACAUUCAGCUGUGUCCCCAGUGUUAAUGAAGCCGCUAUAGAUGUCGCCUGGAGGCAUCCUCAGGUAAAGGGUCACGGGCCAAGAAAAGGACGCAAGAACAUGGCUACUGGCCAUACACCACAAUGUCAUAGUAUGUGUGCACAUGGGAGUGUGUCUGAAACUCUUUCUCUCCAUUGAACAGAAGCAUACUCACCGUGUUUCUGUCUUUGUUUUGUUUCACCAGGAUGACGACAUGAGGGAUGGCUUCAAUUACUCGGGUUACAGCAUGACUCAGUGCCUGAAGGAUGGGUCGGCUGUAAAAAAUGCUGUCCCAAACCCCGGCCCAGCACCACUAACCCCUAAAGAGAAAGAGGUGAUAAGGAAGAGGUUUGUGGACAGGGCCAAGAGGAUUGACACUGUGUCCCGAGCAGCCUUCCCUAUGGCCUUCCUCCUCUUCAACAUCUUCUACUGGAUAACAUACAAGGUCAUCAGGCAUGAGGACAUUGGCAUGCAGUCAGGGUAG